This is a messenger RNA of Coregonus sp. 'balchen', 8482 nucleotides long. NCBI's taxonomy places the organism in Eukaryota, Metazoa, Chordata, Actinopteri, Salmoniformes, Salmonidae. The record is from the annotation of a GenBank genome assembly.
AUGAUGCGCCGUCGUUCUAAAGGUCAGAGUUCAAGAGGAAAGGACGUGGACUGUGAUGAAAUCACAGGCGGAGUUUGGGAUAGGGUCAGUGCUCCAGCGAUGGCCAAUCAACAGCCCUCUAAGCCCAGAGUGACCAAUCAGACCACCAGUCAGACCAACGCCACCGCCAGUGUCCCCAGCAGCUUAGCCCAGUUAGGCAGACACUGUGCUGGGGUUAGGAAUGAGGGCUGGGAGGAUGAGGAAGAGGAGGCAGACCAGGAGGCUGACCAAGCAGCUAGCACCUCCACUUGCUCCCAAACACCCACCUACGACACUGUCAGCCCGUAUUCUGAGGACCCAGAUGUAGUGAUAGAUGACGUGGAGUAUAUUGAGGAUGGAUGUGACAUAGAUGUAGAGCCAGAUCCAGACCAGGACAGUCAUCACAGGACAGGAGGGGGACAGAGAGGGGCCAUAGGGGGCUUUGAGCAGGGGAGAGGUAGGGGACAGAGAGGGACUGAAGCGGGCUGUAGGAGACCGAGAGAGGCCACUAACCAAAGGAGGGGUAGGGGACGACAUGGGGACAAACCUUCAGCUACCCAGCAGGUGCAGACCCAGAGCCAGAACCAGACCAGGGCUCCUAAAGGAAGACCUCCUACCCAGAACAAGACAGGCAAUCUGGGCAAACACGCACAGGUAGAGACCCCUGGAUGAUGGAGGUGGUGAUGGGGAUGAUGACGAUGAUGAUGAUGAUGAUGAUAAGGACAAUUAUAAUUUUGAUGAAAACAAUGACAAUAGACAAGAUAAUAGCUAUAACCAUGAUGAUGAGGAUGAUUGUGAUAUACAUUUUAUAUUUUCAGACGUAUGACCCAUGUGUGACCUCACUGGAAGUCAACCCUCUGGGCCUGUCAGGUACGCAGUCCGAGAGUGCCAUCAGCAGGCACGAGAUCACCAGUGGGGAGCGGCUCUUCUACGGGGCUCACGUGGGCAGCGAGACACGCAAUGUAGAGUUCAAGAGAGGAGGAGGUCAGGGUCAUAGGUCACAGGAUAUACAGUCAGGUCCAACAUUAUUGGCACCCUUGAUAAAGAUAAACAAAAAAAUAGCAUAAAAUAAAUAAUACAAAUACUGAGCUAUAUUGUAUGCAAAAGAAAUUGGGAAAUUAUAUUAUUUUAUACUAAUACAAUUGCUCAGAGAAAGAGAUUAUUUAUUGCUAAAAGAAAGGUGCCAAAAGUAUUGCCACAACUGUUUUCAAUACUCUGCCACCCUCCCCUUAUGAAGAUAACGGAACUGAGCCUUUUUCUAAAAUGUUUUAUGAGAUUGGACAACCCAUUGGGAGGGAUCUUAGACCAUUCCUCCAUGCAGAAUCUUUCCAGAUCCUUGAUAUCCGUUGUCUGCGCUUAUGGACUGCCCUCUUCAAUUCAAACAACAGGUUUUCAGUGGCUAUCCCAGAGACUGAGAUAGCCAUUGCAAAAUGUUGAUUUUGUGGUAAAUUACAGAUGUCGGAUCUUAACUUGAUCACUCUUUUGCAGUGGUGGAAAAAGUACUAAAUUGUCAUACUUUAGUAAAAGUAUAGAUACCUUAAAUGAAAGUUACUCAAGUAAAAGUGAAAGAUACCCAGUAAAAUACUACUUGAGUAAAAGUCUGAAAGUAUUUGGUUCUAAAUAUACUUAAAUAUCAAAAGUAAAUGUGAUUGAUCAAAAGUAAAAGUAUAAAUCAUUUCAAAUUCUUUAUAUUAAGCAAAGCAGAGGGCAACAUUUUCUUGUAAACAUUUUUUACGGAUAGCCAGGGGCACACUCCAACACUCAGACCUAAUUUACAAACGGUGCAUUUGUGUUUAGUGAGUCAGCCAGAUCAGAGGCAGUAGGGAUGACCACGUAUUCUCUUGAUAAGUGUGUGUAUUGUACCAUUUUCCUGUCCUGCUAAGCAUUUAAAAUGUAACAAGUACUUUUCAAGGAAAAUGUAGGGAGUAAAAAGUACAUUAUUUUCUUUAGGAAUGUAGUGAAGUAAAAGUAAGCAUUGUCAAAAAUAUAAAUAGUAAAGUACAGCACAGAUACCCCCAAAAACGACUUAAGUAGUACUUUCAAGUAUUUCUACUUAAGUACUUUACGCCACUGCUUGUUUGCUGCUGCAUAAAUGAUGUAAUAUCCCAGGAUAUGUACAGUGGGGAGAACAAGUGUUUGAUACACUGCCGAUUUUGCAGGUUUUCCUACUUACAAUGCAUGUAGAGGUCUGUAAUUUUUAUCAUAGGUACACUUCAACUGUGAGAGACGGAAUCAAAAAAAAGAAGAAAAAAUCCACAUUGUAUGAUUUUUAAGUAAUUCAUUUGCAUUUUAUUGCAUGACAUAAGUAUUUGAUACAUCAGAAAAGCAGUAUUUGGUACAGAAACCUUUGUUUGCAAUUACAGAGAUCAUACGUUUCCUGUAGGUCUUGACCAGGUUUGCACACACUGCAGCAGGGAUUUUGGCCCACUCCUCCAUACAGACCUUCUCCAGAUCCUUCAGGUUUCGGGGCUGUCGCUGGGCAAUACAGACUUUCAGCUCCCUCCAAAGAUUUUCUAUUGGGUUCAGGUCUGGAGACUGGCUAGGCCACUCCAGGACCUUGAGAUGUUUCUUACGGAGCCACUCCUUAGUUGCCCUGGCUGUGUGUUUCGGGUCGUUGUCAUGCUGGAAGACCCAGCCACGACCCAUCUUCAAUGCUCUUACUGAGGGAAGGAGGUUGAUGGCCAAGAUCUCGCGAUACAUGGCCCCAUCCAUCCUCCCCUCAAUACGGUGCAGUCGUCCAGUCCCCUUUGCAGAAAAGCAUCCCCAAAGAAUGAUGUUUCCACCUCCAUGCUUCACGGUUGGGAUGGUGUUCUUGGGGUUGUACUCAUCCUUCUUCUUCCUCCAAACACGGCGAGUGGAGUUUAGACCAAAAAGCUCUAUUUUUGUCUCAUCAGACCACAUGACCUUCUCCCAUUCCUCCUCUGGAUCAUCCAGACGGGCCUGGACGGGCCUGGACGGGCCUGGACAUGCGCUGGCUUGAGCAGGGGGACCUUGCGUGCGCUGCAGGAUUUUAAUCCAUGACGACGUAGUGUGUUACUAAUGGUUUUCUUUGAGACUGUGGUCCCAGCUCUCUUCAGGUCAUUGACCAGGUCCUGCCGUGUAGUUCUGGGCUGAUCCCUCACCUUCCUCAUGAUCAUUGAUGCCCCACGAGGUGAGAUCUUGCAUGGAGCCCCAGACCGAGGGUGAUUGACUGUCAUCUUGAACUUCUUACAUUUUCUAAUAAUUGCGCCAACAGUUGUUGCCUUCUCACCAAGCUGCUUGCCUAUUGUCCUGUAGCCCAUCCCAGCCUUGUGCAGGUCUACAAUUUUAUCCCUGAUGUCCUUACACAGCUCUCUGGUCUUGGCCAUUGUGGAGAGGUUGGAGUCUGUUUGAUUGAGUGUGUGGACAGGUGUCUUUUAUACAGGUAACGAGUUCAAACAGGUGCAGUUAAUACAGGUAAUGAGUGGAGAACAGGAGGGCUUCUUAAAGAAAAACUAACAGGUCUGUGAGAGCCGGAAUUCUUACUGGUUGGUAGGUGAUCAAAUACUUAUGUCAUGCAAUAAAAUGCUAAUUAAUUACUUAAAAAUCAUACAAUGUAAUUUUCUGGAUUUUUGUUUUAGAUUCCGUCUCUCACAGUUGAAGUGUACCUAUGAUAAAAAUUACAGACCUCUACAUGCUUUGUAAGUAGGAAAACCUGCAAAAUCGGCAGUGUAUCAAAUACUUGUUCUCCCCACUGUAGCUAAGAAAGUAAUACUAGCUAAGUGUGUAUGUUAUGUUCUAAACUGUUAGUAGCUCAUGUGUCUCACCCUAAGAAUGUGGUCCCUCUCCCCCUCAGAAUUUACCCUACUGUUCUGACUUGGUGGUGCACAUGUAGCCUAUAGCCUGUUUUAGAGAAAUGUCAUCAUUGAAUAUUGUAAGAGCUUUUAGUGUCUACCCUGUUUAUAUGCCCCCGUUAUUUAUGCUAUGGUUCUGACUUGGUGUACAGGGAGAAUACUGUAAGAACGGCCCAUGUUCUGAAUUCUGUCGCGGUCCAUUUAAAAAGUGCUGAACAAAUAAGGAUAGGCCUAUUGAUUACGUCUGUUUUAGCUCGCUCAUUAAUGUCUUAAUGGCUUGCCUCUUAUCCGCUCAUCUUUCCCGUAUGCCAUAGUUUGUACAUCUCAAUUGUUAUAUUGCUUAUAUAGGUCAAUAUCAUUAGUAUCUUAUUCAUAAUUUUAGGCAAUGUUGGAAUGAUGCAUUUCAUUGUUUUGUUUACUUUGUGUAUUAUAAUCAGCUCAUGUGCUUUUCUCUACAAGGAGGGGAUACUAUAUAAUGUGAAGCAAGUCAGCCAUAUCAGCUAUGGUUUUUAAAAGGUAGUAAAUGAGGCUAAAUGAACUGUUUUGCUGCCAGAAGAAGCUUUGUUGAUAGCCAGGUGUAGCUGUGGUAAGGGUUCCCUCCAGGGUGCUAAAAGGAAAGCUUCGCUGUCGGGACUGCUUUAUGUAGGUCCUAACAGUUUGUGGGCACCGUUUGUCACCAUUAUAGUGCAAUUCAUGUAUUGUUUAGUGUUGUGUAGUGACUUUGCUGGCCUGCAUCUAAAAAAAUUGGUUGAGUUUGCCCUACCAAGAUUUACAUGCUAAAACCGGCACUGGCGCAAACUCAUGAGUCUCGGAGCCUGAGCACGCUGCUUAAACCACUGCACUACGGUAGUAACCCAAGGGGACCUGCGUGGUUCUGGUACCGGUUCCGAGCAACAUUUUCAACAUAAAUCAAUCUGUGGAUACCAUAGAUCGAAAUGGCUUGCUUUGAGCGAUAGCCCUGGUUCCACUGAGUGUUUUUUUCUGAGCCUGUGUGACGUAGGAUAUGAAAUCUGAAACCACUUGAAGCUGGGCUGUCCCCCCUACCAUUUCAUUUGCUCUUCUGACUGUCCAUCCUGGCUGAACCCUACAUCACAGCCACAAACAAAACACAUGCCUGCAAUCGUUAUAUUGUCGAGCAGAGUGGUUUCAUCAGGGUAGCACAUUCAGAGUUUGACUUAUAGCCAUUCAUCUAAAAUAGUUAAUAGAGUUCAAACAAAAAACACAGUAAGCCAAGCUAAAGCUGAUAUUUUAACAUUUCUUUGAGUAGCAUUCUUAUGCAGCAUUACUAGUUAGUUAUUGUUUAUGGCCCUCUCAUGAUAAAUAUUUACUUUUGUAGAUUACUUAGAUUACAUUUUCGAUUACAUUUAGUUACAUUUAACUGGUUUUAACAAUGCUGAGGUGAGCACUAAGAAUAAUAUGAAUACUGAUGAACGUGGGCGUGUCGUUUUGUAUUAUUUUGUUUUAAGCCUUUCCCAAACCAUAGCCUGAACUUUAACCACUUGGAAUUAAUAUCUAAACUGUUAACCUUUGAGUUGUUUCUGUUUUAACCCUGUAACCACACGGAAUUAACCCUGUAGCGGAAUUAACCCUUUAGCCACACGGAAUUAAUGUGUCAAAAAUAGACUUUCAUCCAUUAGUCAAAGGGCAGUGGGCUGGAUUCAAACUCAUGUCGGGGUCAGUGGCUGUAACCACUGGACCACACAGGCACUGAAAAAACAAGUAAUUUAUUCUGCCUAUUGCUUGCCUUCAACAUAUAAUAAAACAAUUGAUUUAAAAAAAAUACAUUUACCCACUACAUAUGUCAAUUUAUUAUAAUCCAGAUAAGAAUUCACAUGAGAUGCGCUGUAGCCUGCACAUAGCCUACAUAAGGUACAAUGUAGGUGGCAAUUGUAAAUAUUUGUUCAGAUAUUCAAAUCCUCCUGCUGCAGGAUUAUUUUCCUCCUGUGAUGAAAGGGGUCAAAUUAAGAGCUGACAUCUGUAACCAUUUUUUUGUGGAUUUUGAUGUGUGCUUGGUGUUACUGUCUUGCUGGAAGAUCCACUUGCGGACAAGUUUCAGCUUCCUAGGUUCCUGGCAGAGGCAACCAGGUUUUGGGCUAAAAUGUCCUGGUACUUGGUAAACUUCAUGAUGCCGUUGACCUGAACAAGGCAAGGGCCCCAGGACCAGUGGAAGCAAAAUAGCCCCAUAACAUCAAAGAUCCAACAUCAUAUUUGACAGUAGGUAUGAGGUUAUUUUCUGCAUAUGCAUCCUUCUUUCGACGCCAAACCCACCACUGGUGUGCGUGGCCAAAGAGCUCCAUUUUCAUGUCAUCUGACCAUAGCACCGGUUCCAAUCCAAGUGCCAAUGCUGUUUAGCAAACUCCAGGCAUUGUUGGUUGCUCUCAAUAAAGGCGUCUUUUCUGACAACCCUUCCAAACAGUCUAUUGGCAUGGAGGUGGCUUCUAAUUGAAGAUUUGGAGACUUGGUGACCCGAAGAUGCGACAAAGUUCUGUAAUUCUCCAACUAUAGUCCUUGGACUUUUCUUUGCCUCCCGAAUCAUCUUCCUCACUGUGCGUGGGACAAGAUACACAUGCGUCCAACACCAGGCAAGUUUACCGCUGUUCCAUUGGUUUUAAACUUCUUAAUUGUUGCACUAAUAGUGGUAAGUGGUAUAUUUAGGUAUUUCUUAGCAAUUUUUUGUACCCAUUGCCUGAUUUAUGAAGGUCAACAACCAUGUCUCUUUUCAUUUGUGAGUUCUUUGCCUUUACCAUGGUGAUGGAUGACAAAGGGAUUUCACAUGCGUGUUAACUAACUUUUAUACCCCAGUGAAACAGGAAGCCAUAGAAGGCCACAAUACAGUUCCUUAAGCUGAGAUUUACUUAAAAAAUAAGAAUGUUAAUGCAGAUUUAAUAAUGUUUUUAUUUUAAGUAAUCUUUAGGGGUGGCAAUAAUUUUGACACCUAUCUUUUUUAGAAAAAAAAGUAUUACUUGUUAAACAAAAUCUCUUUAUCUGAACAAUUGUAUUAGUAUAAAAUAAUAUAAUUUUAAAAAUGCAUACAAUAUAGCUCAGUAUUUGUAUUAUUUAUUUUAUACAGUCUAAUUUGCUCAUCUUUUUCAAGGGUGCCAAUGAUUUUGGACCUGACUGUAUAUACCAUCAAUGUUUCAUGAUACAGAAAACGAAACAAUACAUUAGCAGUGGAGAAUAACCCCAUCCUCCCCAUCCUCCAGGAGAGUACCUGCGCUCGUCGUUCCGAGCCCACCUGCGGCGCUACGCCUGUGCCUUCCUGAACAGUGGAGGGGGCAGCCUGCUGGCGGGGGUGGACGAUGACGGGGUGGUGAGUAGGACACCAAUUAAUACAUGAAGAAUGGAUUUAAUAAAAUGUCAUUGAAUAUAAUAGCUUGAUAAACAAAUGAAAACUGUUCAGAAUGUAAUAAAGCUGUUUUGAUCUGAUUAAAAACAUAACCAUCAAAUGGAUCACUUCCACCCGUCCUAGGUGAGGGGGCUACGCUGUGACCACAGACAGGAGGACCAGGCACGGCUGCUGGUGGACUCCAUCCUAAAGGGCUUCCACCCUACCCUGUUACCACACUCCUACACCCUGGCCUUCCUCCCAGUGGUCAGACCGGGGCCCGAGGGCCAGAAUCUGAAGGUGCUGUCUGUCUGUCUCCCUAUCUGCCUGUCUGAUACUCUGGUCACGAUCCUGUUUGUCAGUCAGUCUCUUACCCAGUUUUUAUUCCUCCACUUCCAGGUGCUGCGCCUCACCCUGUGCCCCCCUCCAGCCCUCACCCAGCAGGGCCUUUAUCAGACCGACCAGGGAGAGGUGUUCCUCAGGAGGGAUGGCAGUGUGGAGGGACCGCUGUCUGCUAAUGCCAUCCAGGAGUGGGCCAGGCAGGUAUGCAGAUAUUAAGACCCAUUAAAUAGUUAUUUUAUGACUGGGUCAUUGUGGAGGCAUAUUAGGUAGUUGAUAUACAGGAGAUUAGGAAACUUCUAUCAGAUGACUUACAGGAGUGUGACAAGUAAUCGUAUCUUAUUUUAGCUUAGUUUAGCUAUAAAUUGUGGUUAGUCCAGCUGCGUUCAGUUAGCAGGUGACAGCCUGUCUCUCUGUCUCUGUCUCCCCCUAGAGGUGGAGUGGGGAGGUGAGUCGUCUGCAGCACUGUGUGGAGGUCCUUCUGUCUGAACAGAGACUGCUGCUCCAGGAGAUACGCCAGCAGAGCCAGGCCAUCGCUGCCCUGCAGAGUGCACAGACUCAGGCUCAGUCACAGGCACAGGGAUAUACACAGGCUCCAACACAGGCUCCAACACAGGCUCCAACACAGGCUCCAACACAGGCUCCAACACAGCCACACAUACAUGUACACACACACACCCAGGCACGGGCACAUGUGAAGACACCUGCAACUGAGAGCCUUGGGGACAGGCUGAUGCAGAUUUUAGGGAAGGCAGGGCGAGCGACACCACUAGACCAAGAAGACCCGUCAGUCACCCCACCUCCACCCACCUCAGCUCUGCCGCUGGUACCCUUCAUGGCUCCUGAUCUGGACGUGCUCCGGGGAUCUCCAGGCAGGGCCCAUCUCUGCCCAUCUCCGUCCCCAGGGCACAACCAAGGCCCUGGACCCCCACACUGCCCUCAGUGCCAAUGUACAGAGUGUAGAUCAAACAUCUGCAGACUGCUGUGA